AUGACAGAGGAAGAGGUUAAAAUGGAGAUUAGAAAAUGCCUCACUUCUACCUAUGCGUCUAAUAUCCACGGUGUGAUUGUAGUAAUCAACCCUACUCUUGUUGGAAAGAGUCAAAAAGAUGUUGUAGCAAAGUUUGUCAAAGAGAAUCUACCAAGCUUUAUUGCCAAUAAUAUGUUUGUCGUAUUUUCAAAUGCGCUAGAUAGCAACGUUGAAGUGGCUGAUAUUGGGUUCCCAUCAUCACAAAGUGUUUGCAUGAACAACAAAUUCUUUUCGAACCCUGCGGGAUCAUACGAUACAAAUGCUAUGGUCAGUGCAUUUGAAAUCAUUGGUGCACAGAUAUUAUGGCCUACUCUUGCCGAGAUGACCAUCCCUGGUCAUUUAUCACAACAAAGGUCACUUGAACCAAUCACCAAAAGCUCUCAUGCAACCAUCAGAAAUCAACAAAGACUUGCAAAAGGGAUGGCUCUAUUAAAUGUUAGCUCUCAGGAGCAAAAUUGUUUGGUCAUUUGUGAUGACAAUUUGUCAAUGUCGACCGUCCACUCUACCCUCCAAAAAGACCAUCAAGGAAUAGUAUUCAAUGUAGUGUGUCUAUUUGCAUUCAAUCUCAUCGACUUUGAUUUGGAUGGUUUUGUCAUUCCUUGUAACAAUCUAAUCAUCAUGUCUCCAAACCACAAAACCAAAAGUAACUCUAUUGGUUCAAUGUACUACAUGUCUGACGACGACAAGUCUAUAUACUGUCGAAUCGAUCCAAAUUUUUCGCAAGACAAGAAUCAAAAACCAUGUUUUACAUUACAACUGCCUACACUCAAACCAGAGGAAAAGUUGGUUUACAUUCAAAAUUAUUGUAGAGAAGCUAAAAAGUCAAUCACCAAUAUAAACAAUCCAACAACAACUCAAAAAUUCAACAACAAUCUAUUUUUGUAUCAAGAUGUUUUGGAACACUUUACCAUCACUCAAUUGAUCGAGCAAUAUACCUUUAUAGGUCAGUAUUGUUUGGUAGAUAGUGACCCAGCUUUGGUCAUUGAAUCAUACAAAUCGUACUAUGAUAUGGUAUGUUUGUAUGCUCAAACAAAAAAACUAUCACUCUACUCGGAUCCAACCAUUUCAUUGCUGCUGUCGAUCACUCUAAGUAAAAUCAACAUGCUUAUGAAACUGACCAACUCUUCGACACCUGUCAAUGACAUUGAAAAGUAUUUUUCAGUGAUUACAUCAGACAUUGAAAGAUUGAUGAAGGGUGAGCACCAAUCACUCGUCUAUUACUACAAAAAUGAAUAUGAACAACAAAUCAAAUUAAAAGUAAAUCGUAGUGACACCAUCCUAUUCAACCUCAACAAAGAUAUCAAAUCAUGUGAUGUUGCACUCAAAAGAACUUUUAAUGACAUUGAAAUGGAGUUUAAAUCAAUGAUCUCAAAAAACACUAAAAUUAUUGGAGCAGCUAAAAUGACAUCUAUAGCUGGUUUGAUCAAGAACAGUUUAUGUGGUGUUGGAUUAGAGUUGUUUAUCAUAUUCUGUUCCUGGGCCAUACCUUAUGGUGGUUUAGGAAUUGGAGCCUUGAGAAAAAUUGCCAGCUUUAUUCAAACACCUGAUGCCCCCACUUUUAAUUUGAUGUGGGAAUCAAUGGGCAUGGUAUACGCGAAAAGAAAAGAAGAUGGUGAAGAAAAAAAACUAGAAGAUGUCAACCAAGCAUUGAAAGAAAUCGCUCCACUCGUUCAACAGACCAAGACUACAUGGGACGAGCAGCAAAAGGAUAUCGAGGCAUUACAAAAACUCAACGAGGCUCUUUCUCUAUCAAUCGAACAAUCACUUCCCAUAUUGAGGGAUUAUCUCAACAAAAAUCUACUUGCUUUGGCCAACCAACAGGAAACUUUUGCCAAAAUUAGUCAUGCUGAGAGAAAGUACCAAGUCAUCACUAUUGGAAAUGACUACAAAAAAGUCAUGAAAGAAAUAUCCAAAGUUUCCGAAAUCAUCAAAUUAUCCAAGAAUGGCUUGGAACCAUUUAUCAACAUCCUCCAAGACAUUAAACAAUAUAUCAGAAUUUCGAUGGAAAUUAAUGAUAAAACCGAAGAAUACAAGGAUCAUAUUCAAAUGGUUAAUUUCAUGGCCAAUGUUAUCAACCCGUCGAGUGACCAAGUUAAUUCAUCACACUCUUACAUUCAACUCUUAUCAAUAGAGACUAGACUCAACAUGGUUCUAGAACUUUUGGAAAGUGAUAUUCAUGUUAUCAAUUCAUUCAUCAAACAAGGUGUCAGUAGAAUCAGAUCAAAUAUCACCGAUAACAUUAGAAAACAUCAAUUCACAGUAUACGACCCAUACUAUCGUUGGGAUAAAACUCAUCCACAUUUUAAAGAGUCAAUGAUCAAUCUUUUCAAAGGUGAUCCUAUCAAUAUGUACUCCAGUAUCGAUCGCUCUCAAUAUUCAUCGACCAAACUUAAAACUGUCCAACUUGUCAUCUCUCACAAAUCAAAUGCGCAACUAUCCAAAGCCAUUCAAUCGUCAUUGUCAAGUUCCAAAGUAUCAUUCUCAUUGAAACAUUCUGGUGAUUCAUAUUACAAGUUUGACAAUAAUCUAUACCUAGUGUCAAAUGAACCGUGUACUUUUAAAUACUGUCUCUCAUCGGAUAAUCAAAUGAUAUCGUUAAAUGCCACUGCAGAGAGACUUGGUCAAAGUGAACCACUCCUAUCACCAUACACAAAUUGGACAUUUAAACUGACCAAUCUACCAACACUCGAGAAAAUCACCAACCUUUUAUCUGUUGUGGAUAAUGAUUUUUCAGAAUUGGAAUUAUUAUUAAUUGGUAAUGGUCAAUAUGUUGAUGAUCAUGAUUAUCAAUACACUAAAUCUGAUUUUAAUACUUUAUAUGGUAAUUGUUUAAUUUAA
Cavenderia fasciculata is the source of this 2877-nucleotide messenger RNA. RefSeq lists its product as uncharacterized. NCBI's taxonomy places the organism in Eukaryota, Evosea, Eumycetozoa, Acytosteliales, Cavenderiaceae. The transcript has 3 exons. The record is from RefSeq and is a predicted model, not a curated record. Bases 1 to 2877 code for a protein of 958 amino acids.